Messenger RNA from Drosophila subobscura, 552 nucleotides. RefSeq lists its product as uncharacterized. The record is from RefSeq and is a predicted model, not a curated record. The coding region runs from base 88 to 357 and encodes 89 amino acids. The transcript is spliced from 2 exons. Lineage: Eukaryota; Metazoa; Arthropoda; Insecta; Diptera; Drosophilidae.
GGACGCUGGCAGAUCGCGGGUCAGUUCACGUCCGCCACUGAGCGCCAGCACACGACGAGCGUCCACAGAUUCCUCCCAAAACUCAAAAUGACGAAAAUCGAUCGGAGCAUAAGGAUAAUGCUGCUCAUGGCAAUGCUGCUGCCUUUAUGCCUGGCACGACCACAGGAGUUCAUCUUCCCAGAGGACACGGCCGCAGGUGCAGAAGCGGAACAGAGGCCGCCGCCAUUGAACGAUCCAUCGGAUCUCAGUGCUGGCCUCAAUUUGGUGCCCGUUGGCAAUCUGAUUGCGGCCGCGGCUAAUUCCGUGCUGCCAGCGCCCGUUCAGUUCAUACGGACAGCCAUGAACAGCGGCCUCUGACCCCCCAUGGGCAUGUCCAUGUUGGCUGUCAUUUUAAUCACUUGUCGUAGGCGUUGUUCUUAAGUGUUACACUUUUAGUGCACGUGUUUGUUGGUGUGUGUGUGCGUGUGUGUGCUAAGUGAGUUUUGUAAAACUUGUUUAAUCAGAUACGAAAACCCGACGAUGGAGCGAUAAAAGCGUGCAAUCAAGACCCUC